This is a messenger RNA of Euleptes europaea (tarantolino), 2055 nucleotides long. RefSeq names its product vomeronasal type-2 receptor 26-like. Gene Ontology annotation, biological process: G protein-coupled receptor signaling pathway. Gene Ontology annotation, molecular function: G protein-coupled receptor activity. The record is from RefSeq and is a predicted model, not a curated record. The transcript is spliced from 4 exons. Bases 1 to 2055 code for a protein of 684 amino acids. Gene Ontology annotation, cellular component: membrane. Lineage: Eukaryota; Metazoa; Chordata; Lepidosauria; Squamata; Sphaerodactylidae.
AUGGUUCCAAAUGAAACAGUUCAGUUAGAAGGAAUCGUGGGACUGAUACGCUAUUUCAAAUGGACAUGGAUUGGCCUUGUUGUUUCAGAUGAUGACAACGGAGAAGUGUUUGCUCAAACCAUUCCCCUCUUGCUCAGUAGGCAUGGAAUCUGUGUUGCCUUCACCGAGAAGGCCCCAGUAGUUGUGCUUGAAUCCUAUUAUGAAUCUACCAACAAAAUAUUACUUGUGGGAAACAUUUUAGCAACAUUAUUUGCCACAAAAGCCAAUGUGAUUGUUGCAUAUGGAGACACUUAUUCCAUGCAUGGUUUACCAAUGAUUUUAUACACACAGCAAGUAGCGGCAAAGCAACAUUUAACGAGGAGGGUUUGGAUCACAACAGCCCAGUGGGACUUAUCUUCAAGGAUUGUUCAGAGAGACUGGAAUGCCAGGUUUUUCCAUGGCACCUUGUCUAUAGCAGACCACAGAAAUGAUGUACCAGGAUUUCACAGCUUCCUCCAGACAUUUAAGCUUUACCAACACCCAACUAUUUUGCUGCGGCAGUUCUGGCAUACUGUAUUUCACUGUAGAAGUCCAAAUCUUAAUAGCUCCAUGCUACAUUUAAAAAAAUGUACAGGAGAGGAAAAGCUGGAGAGUCUUGAUGAGGAUGUGUUUGAAAUGCGCAUGUCUGGCCAGAGCUACAGCAUUUACAAUGCAGUCUAUGCCUUUGCACAUGCUUUGCAUGCUUCUUACUCGUUCAGAUGGCAAACAAUGAGGAGAAACCUUAAGCUGGAGCUUCACAGAAAGCAGCCAUGGGAGCUCCACCCAUUUUUGCAAAAACUGCAUUUCAACAACAGUAUUGGGGAGGAGGUGUAUUUCAAUGAAAACCAGGAAUGGUCUACUGGAUAUGACAUUGUAAACUGGGUCAAUUUCCCCAAUAAGUCCUUCAUCCCCGUGAGAGUUGGAAUGGUGAAUUCUUGGACUUCCUCUGACCACAGGUUUACCAUCAAGAGUGAGGCUGUCAUAUGGGCCAACAGAUUCAACCAGACAUUGCCUCGUUCCCUAUGCACUGAGCAAUGCCAUCCUGGAUACAGCAAAAAAAUUCUUGAGGGAGAAAAUUCAUCUUGCUGCUAUGAUUGUUCCCAGUGCCCAGAAGGGACAAUUUCAAACCAGACAGAUGCAUAUCAAUGUAUCAUGUGCCCAGAAGAUGAGCAUCCAAACAAGAACCAAAACCGAUGUAUCCCUAAAGUCAUAACUUUUCUUGCCUAUGAUGAACCAUUAGGAAUCAGUUUGGCUUCUGCUUCUCUCUCCUUUACCCUACUCACCACAGUGGUGCUUGGAACCUUUGUUAAAUAUGAAAGCACACCCAUUGUAAGAGCAAACAACCGGGAUCUUACCUACCUCCUCCUAGUUUCCUUCUUGCUUUGCUUCAUUUGCACCUUUUUGUUCAUCGGACAACCCAACAAGGUGACCUGCCUUCUCCGACAGGCUGCUUUUGGCAACGCAUUUUCUUUUGUGCUUUCUUGUGUCUUGGCCAAAACCAUCACGGUGGUUCUGGCGUUCAUGGCCACAAGCCCAGGAAACACAAUAAGGAAAUGGUUGGGGAAACGUCUGGCCAAUUACAUUAUCUUUGUUUGCUCUCUUAUUCAAGUUGGCAUCUGUACUAUCUGGCUCAGUACGUCUCCACCAUUUCCAGUGCUUGACAAGUUCUCACAGUCAGGACAAAUCAUAGUGGAAUGCAAUGAGGGCUCAGUCACCAUGUUUUACAUAGUCUUAGGUUACAUGGGCUUUCAGGCCAGUGUCAGCUUCUUGGUGGCCUUCCUAGCCAGGAAGCUGCCUGAUACUUUCAAUGAAGCCAAGUUUAUCACCUUCAGCAUGUUAGUGUUCUGCAGUGUCUGGGUCUCCUUUGUUCCAACCUACCUGAGCACCAAAGGGAAAUACAUGGUGGCUGUAGAGAUCUUCUCUAUCUUGGCUUCCAGCGCUGGAUUGCUGGGUUGUAUAUUUGCCCCUAAAAUGUACAUAAUUGUGCUAAGGCCAGACAUAAACACAAGAGACCAAUUCUUUAAGAAGAAAAGAUAA